Messenger RNA from Macrosteles quadrilineatus (aster leafhopper), 599 nucleotides. RefSeq names its product mitogen-activated protein kinase 7-like. The record is from RefSeq and is a predicted model, not a curated record. The transcript is spliced from 3 exons. Lineage: Eukaryota; Metazoa; Arthropoda; Insecta; Hemiptera; Cicadellidae. Bases 49 to 294 code for a protein of 81 amino acids.
CUUUUAAAUUUUUCUAACGUCUACACUUUCUAGAUUUCAUCCUUCACGAUGAUUUUGGACUUCGUCCGGGACCACCCGAUCCUCUGUUUGCUCGCUGCCGGCUGCACUGCCUCGCUGGGGUACUUCUGGAUGACCAGAGAGCGCCCGCCUGCACCUGCACCAACCCCACCACCAACACCAAGCCCCUCCGUCAGCUCCUCGUCCAGCGACAGCCAAAUCUUCUACUCUGCGAACGAGGAGCUGGACGACGUUUUGCCAGAGGUGCAGGUGCAGGGCCCCAGCGGGGACCAUUAAGACAAACAAGCUACAGAGACACAAUCACCCACGACCAUCUAGGGUAACAGUGCAGCCGGACAGUAAGGAGGAACAAACAGGCUAAACAGAAGAAAACAGAAGAAAAGAAAGGGCCAUGCCCAAAAGGCGCAGAACACGCGCAAAGAAGAAAAGAAAGGGGCCAUGCCCAAAAGGCGCAGAACACGCGCAAAGAAGAAAAGAAAGGGGCAACAACAAGAAACUUAAAGAAACUCAGGUCCAAACACAGACAGGACAUAGAAACAUAGAAGGAUGAGUAAAGAAGUUAAAAACAAAGAACGGGGCAG